AUGGCAGAUCCACUGUACGAGCUACUGGUGCCCUACUUCGACACAUCUGCCUCUCCACGCCCGGUCCCCAGCGUAUCAGACCAGGUCACUGCAAAGUACCUGAACCGUCUUUCCACGCUACCCUUAGCCUCUCUGACAUCCACGGAACCUCAAUCGCUGGCACAAUCAUCACAUACGACUCUCUUAUCACUGCAGUCGCUCUCAGCCAGAUCGAAUCCCGCUAUAGUAGCAUCAUCAGACCAUCUUUCGAGUCUACGUACAAGCUUACCACAGCUAGCGGCAGAAGCAGAGAGUCUGCGAAAUGAGAUACCAAGACUUGACGAGCAAGCGGUGGCUUUCUCGGAAAAAUACAGCCGGAGUGCUGAGAAUGAGGUGCUGGACCGACGGAAGAAAGCCUUGUUGAUGGCCAGGAAUGUGGACCGGCUGUCAGAUAUACUGGAUCUGCCUACGCUACUUGCCUCUGCUAUAUCAACCUCUACGGCUCAGGGUGCUUCAAAUGCGGCCAACUAUGCCUCAGCAUUGGACCUACAUUCGCACAUCAAGCGACUGCACCUGCUUUACCAGGACUCGGAGCUCGUGAGCUCAAUCUACCAGCAGACAGAAGAGGCUAUGCAAGAGAUGACUUCGAAUUUGAUCGCAAGUCUACGCUCCCAGAACAUCAAGUUAGCAGCGGGUAUGCGAACAGUCGGAUGGCUUCGAAGAGUAGCACCAGAUUUGGACGGUAGUGGCGGUAACCGGGAUGGUACGUUGGGUGCUCUAUUCCUAGUCUGCCGUCUCGCAACUCUCGUCUCUAUGCUCUCGGCACUUGACCCCCUCCGAGACCUUGCAGAACAAGAGACUGCGAUACGCCUUCGAGAGAGCAACUCCACUACCAAGAAGACUACCAGCGACGCCUGGUCCGGCGGCCAACAAACGGAGCGCUACCUAAAGCGCUACAUUGAGAUCUUCCGCGAACAAUCUUUCGCCAUCAUUUCAAUGUACAAAAGCAUCUUCCCCUCCGGUCCAGACUCUACCUCUGUCUCGGAAGACCUGGGCCUAAAGUUCAAAACCUUUGGCUUGAGAAGUGUGUCUGCACCUCAGCCUACCCCUCCAAGUCAGCAGCAGCAAGAUCCUCUGUCGCCCCUACCAUCUGCUCUUUCAACAUACCCAUUGCAUCUGGUUGGCUUGCUCACGGAAACACUAAAACAUUAUUUGCCCAACGUGAGGGAUAAAUCAUCCCGCGAGAGCUUGUUGACACAGGUGCUGUACUGUGCUGGAAGUCUGGGGAGGUUGGGUGGGGAUUUUAGCUUGCUGUUAGCCGAUCUUGGACAGGAUGAUGAGGAUGCAAAUGAGGACGAGGAAGAUGGAGAGUGGGUGGAGGUGAUGACGAAGCAUCGGGUUCUGGCUGGGAAACUGGAAAAUCUAGCCAGUGGUGGGGGGAGUGUCCGCGGUGGGAAGGCUUUUGGGUUGGGAGAUGGGAUGAAGUCGCCGAAGUUGAAUGCUUAG
Molecule: messenger RNA, 1485 nt
Organism: Letharia columbiana
Lineage: Eukaryota; Fungi; Ascomycota; Lecanoromycetes; Lecanorales; Parmeliaceae
Exons: 1
Coding region: 1-1485 (494 amino acids)
Biological process (GO): intra-Golgi vesicle-mediated transport; cytoplasm to vacuole targeting by the Cvt pathway
Cellular component (GO): COG complex
Source: RefSeq, a predicted model, not a curated record